Peronospora farinosa is the source of this 1014-nucleotide messenger RNA. The record is from the annotation of a GenBank genome assembly. Lineage: Eukaryota; Oomycota; Peronosporomycetes; Peronosporales; Peronosporaceae.
AUGGCGGCCACCCCAACUAAAGCUGCCGUGUUUGUGGCUUCUGCCCCGUGCUUCGAAGCCUUCCGCGAUGUACUAGUAAUGUCACAAACUGCAAGUACUUCUACAAAGCUCAUUGGUACGCACAAUGGCACGUUCCAUUGUGAUGAGGCAUUGGCUGUAUCAAUGCUCAAACUUUUGCCCAAAUUUGCGGCCCACGACGUACUGCGCACACGUGACGAGGCAAAACUUGCUCAAUGUGAGGUGGUUGUAGACGUGGGUGUGCUGGUCUCGUGUACAAGCAUUUCGGUCGUGAGAUCAUUCAAGAAGCUGGCUGAUCCCACAAAGUUGGACGACGAGACGCUGGAUAUUCUGUAUCGAAAAGCAUACAAGAACUUUAUCGAGCACAUUGAUGGCAUCGAUAAUGGUGUCGAGGUGGCAAGUGCUGGUGAUGCUAAGCUCAAAUAUAACUAUCAGGUGUCGACAACUCUUAGCAGUCGUGUGAGUUAUUUGAACCCUCGCUGGAAUGAAUCCCAGGAUGAGCAGGGGAUGAGCAGACAAUUCAAGCAAGCCAUGUACAUGACAAUCACCGAGUUUACGGAUGCUAUCCACGAUCUCGUGUACUCGUGGCUACCGGCUCGCGAGAUCGUUGAAAAAGCGGUUGCCAAUCGCUUUGAGACCCACAAGUCCGGUGAAAUUGUCCAUUUUCCUAAAUUCUGUCCAUGGAAGUCUCAUUUAUACGACCUGGAAGAGAAACUCCUGAUCCAAGGCCAAAUCAAGUUUGUGCUUUACAAUGACCCAACGGGUAAUAUGACUCGUGUGCAGGCACUCAAUGUUGAGCCAGGAUCGUUUGCACUGCGCAAAGGACUGCUGCCACUUUGGCGCAGUCUGCGUAAUGAAGAAUUGUCGCGUGUGUCUGGUAUUGAAGGAUGUACGUUUGUACACAACGCUGGAUUCAUAGGGGGUAAUCGCACAUUCAAAGGUGCACUUGAAAUGGCUGUCAAGUCGAUUGAAGCUACGGAUGAAGAGACCAAGUAA